UAUCGGCUGUCUGCAUACGAAUCCCAGCCCCGUGUGUAUGCAAUCCAGUGAUUCUCAUCCUAGAAAACUCAAUAAAGCGGAGUCCGAUCGUCCAGUACUGACAUGAAAACAAGUUACUCUUUUUAACGUUAUUUAUCAAUAAUGUGAAAUACCACUGUUACCCCAGUGUUAUCGAUAAAAUAGUGCCCCUGAUGAGUGAAUAUUUAAUGAAAAUUCUUGAUAUUUUCAUACAAAAAGUCAAUUGGGAUUUUUCAUUCAUUAAUUUUUACCCCAUUGUGAUGUGUUCACCAAUACAGUUGCGUUAAUUCAUGGAUUUAAGGACCUGACUGUCAGGUUAUACCGAAUAAAAAUUUAUAUUUACGUUUCGGUGGUUUUUCGGGGCUUUCAGGGGAUAUGGGGCAAGGUACAGAGUGUUCAGACAGACCCACUGAGGUCAGUGUCAUCAGAUUUGUUUCCAGGAAUCGAACGAUCGAGGAAAUUGCUCCAAAAAAGGAAAUUUUUACGUGCAAACAACAGGGAUGUGGUAAAAUCUUCACUAAUCAAGAUGAGUUUAAGACCCAUGAAGCCCUCGAGGAAUUGAAAAUCCGAUUUAUAUGUCGCGAGCCAGGCUGUGGCAAGGAGUUAUCAGACCCGGGAACUAUGUGGCGUCACUACCAGGAGUUCCACAGUAAUGAGACAAGCGUGUUUGUCUGUCCCUACACGAGUUGUGGCUCCUUGCACAACACAAGUGAGAACCUAGAAGAGCACAUAGAGAAUAGCCAUAGACAACCGCCUACCCUGCCAACCGAGCCAGAGAUAAUCUGUUUCGAGGGUCCAGUUAAUACUCAAGUGAACGGUGAGGAGGAGCCGAUAAAAAUCACUGCCGAUGACGAGGAAGAGGAGGUCGACGACGAGGAAUCACUUCAGAUUGAGGAGGAUGAUCUUUUUGAUCGGGAGAAGAAAAAUCCUAGAUCGAUUAAAAGCACUGCCACUCCCAAAUCAAAUAACUAUAUAAUUGCCCCGAAGGCGGUCCAAAGUAACGAAAGAUACUCAAUGAAGGACGAAAGACUGACUCGAAAUGAUACAGAUAGUAGAAUCACUCUCGACACUAGUGAGAUCGAUGAUUAUAGUAACGAUUAUCAAAAAAAAUCGCGCAUAAUUGAAGCCUCUGAGGAGGAGUACUUCAUAAAUAUUUAUGAAGAUGCACCGAAAAUCGACACCGAGGAAAUUGUCUUCGAGAACACGGAUGAGAAGAUGCAGGAUCACAGGAUUGACCUAGGGAAUCUUGAGAGUGUCUUUAGAAGUGGACUCGAGGGGGAAACUAAGAAAAUCGAUUCGGCAAAUGUUGAGACCAAUGGCAACUGUAGCGAGGACGAGGAGUACACACCGAAGAAACAGAGGAUGUCAAGGUAUAAACAGGAGCAGCCGUACAAGUGUGAUAUCAAUGGGUGUGGAAAGACGUACAAGUACAUAUCGCAUUAUAGACAUCAUCAGGAUAGUCACAAAGUGCAGGAGAAUAACUCGGUUCAUAAAUUGAAUAAACCAACGAAUAGGCAGAAUAAGGGAAAAGCUACCACUGUUAGUUUCUUCGUCUGUAAAAUACCAGGAUGUCGAGCGCAAGCCAGCAAUGUAUCAAGCCUAUUGCAGCAUUACCAAGAAAAUCAUGCAAAUUCAAAGGCAAAUGUCUCUCAAUCUACGAAACCCAAUCAAUCAUUUCGAUGUAAAAUAACCAACUGUGAAAUGGAAUUUCGCUCUAGUGCGAUGCUGUACAAGCACAUCAAUCAGAUACAUACAAACGUGACCCAAAUUGAUGGUAGCACAAAUGGAAAGACUGGCAAUGGGAAUAUUCGUUUUACGAACGAUGGAGUUGCCCAGGUAAAUUUUAAGACUGAAUUCAAAGCCAAGUAUGUUAACACGACUGAUGAUUACGAUGAUGAACGAGAAAUGUCAAAUGGACUGAGAGUUAAGGAGGAGUCACGCGAUUGAGUUAUCGCAUGUUUAAGAGAAUAAUUUAUUGCAUUUAUCGGCAUUCAGAAGGAGGGGUAGGGCUGGUACAAUAUCCCUCAACAAUGAGAGAAACCAUUGAAAAAAUGAUGCAUUUUGAAACUAACGGAGGAAUGAAGUUAAAUUAAAGUGUUCACAUUUACUGUUAACAAUUAGGAAUAUUACGUAGGCAUUAUAUACUGAAUUGACUGCCACUUGUGAUUAUAUAAAAGUUAUAGGAAUUUUUUUUAAUCGUUCCUAGACAACUUAAUGCUCGAAACGAAUUUCACGAUUUCCUCUGAGACUAGACGAAUGAGGGAAAAAAUUAUUUAAAAAACUGACGAAUGAAAUUGUACUUCCGUCUUAUGUAUUCCUCCUCAGGUAAACACUGCUGUAAUUCACCGGUCUUUGACGUUAUAAUUAUGGCAAUGCAGAUAGAUCAAUAAUAUGAAAUUAAUUUACUCAUGUUCAAAUUGUGAUUGAAGCCUGAAAUUUGAAAUCUAAUCUUCACAGUGAUAUCCACUAAUUGCAAAUUAUUCGAUAAUUCGAAUGAAAUAAGUCCGAAUGUAUCACUCAACUUUGCUACCCUAUUAUAAUUAAUUAAAUUAUAAAUAGGUUGUAUUUAAAAUUGCUUGAAAAAAAAAAGACUAGGCACGAUGGUUGUAUUGCUAACGUGUGAAUAUCUUAGAAUUGUUAAGAUAAAUUAUUCAAAGGUCAUUGAAGUUAUUAGGAUAAUUAAUAAAUAGGCUUUGGUGUGUCAUUGAGCUCAAUUCAUAAAUUCAAUGAAUUUUUCCAGAUUUAUUACGUUGUAAUUUAAAUUUAAUUAUACAUUGGCCCAAAAGACUCCUGAAUUCAAUUCAGUCGUACUGAUUUUUACUGUUUUAUAUAUGAAUUACUCAUUUGUAUUGUUUUAUGAUCGAAUUAUUAAUGCCCGUUACAAAAGUGGAUGAGUGUUUUAAUGACAUUAAUUUGUGAACAAAAGAACUCGACUGUAAACAAUUAUUGUUCUUUCCUUAGUCCUUGAAGAAAAUAGUAAUAAUAAUAAUAAUAAUAGUAAUAAUAAUAAUAAUAAUAAUAAUAAUAAUAAAAGAAAACAUCUGUGCAAUAAA
Diachasmimorpha longicaudata is the source of this 3071-nucleotide messenger RNA. RefSeq names its product transcriptional activator cubitus interruptus-like. Bases 394 to 1965 code for a protein of 523 amino acids. Gene Ontology annotation, cellular component: nucleus. Gene Ontology annotation, biological process: regulation of transcription by RNA polymerase II. The record is from RefSeq and is a predicted model, not a curated record. NCBI's taxonomy places the organism in Eukaryota, Metazoa, Arthropoda, Insecta, Hymenoptera, Braconidae. The transcript has 5 exons.